AGGAGGUAAAGGGCUGAAAGGGUUGGUGAUUUUGUUCACCAAUCAACAGCACCAACAACACCAAAGCAUUCUCUAUUGUCUUGCUUUACUUCUAGCCAACUCUCUCAGCAUCUGCAAGCAAAUCAUAUCAUUAUCAUUCAUUUCAAUCACUGAAUUGGAUCCAAUUCGAAAUGCAGAGCAAGGGAUCGAGCCACCGACUUUCCAGUAUGGCUCAUCGAUCCCGCAUUCCUGCACUCCUCAUCUCCAUGUUCGCUACUUUCGCUUCUAUCUACGUCGCUGGAAGGUUAUGGCAGGACGCGGAGAACCGAGUUUAUCUCAUCAAAGAGCUCGAUAGGAUCACUGGCCAGGGACAAUCUGCGAUAUCAGUGGAUGAUACAUUGAAAAUCAUAGCCUGCAGGGAACAACAUAAGAAGCUUGAUGCACUUGAGAUAGAACUUGCUGCAGCUAGACAAGAGGGUUUUGUUUCAAAGCGCUUGAUAGAGACUAAUGGGACCUACUCUAAGAGAAGGCCCUUGGUAGUGAUAGGUAUACUGACAAAGUUUGGCCGGCAGAAGAAUAGAGAUGCAAUUCGUAAAGCAUGGAUGGGAAGUGGUGCAGCUUUGAAGAAAAUAGAAGAUGGAAAAGGCAUCAUUGUGCGAUUUGUUAUUGGAAGAAGUGCAAAUCGCGGGGACAGUAUGGAUAAGGACAUUGAUCGUGAGAAUAGGCUGACUAAUGACUUCCUAAUUCUUGAUGAUCAUGUGGAAGCAAAUGAGGGACUCCCACAGAAAGCGAAAUUGUUCUUUGCUCAUGCUGCAGAUGAAUGGGAUGCUGAGUUUUAUGCUAAAGUCAACGAUGAUGUUUAUGUAAAUAUUGAUGCCUUGGGAGCUACACUUGCAGCUCAUUUGGACAAACCUCGUGUUUACAUGGGAUGCAUGAAAUCAGGCGAAGUUUUCUCUGAACAGAACCAUAAAUGGUAUGAACCAGAAUGGUGGAAAUUUGGUGACAAAAAAUCAUAUUUUCGUCAUGCAUCAGGAGAGAUGUAUGUCAUAUCGCGAGCAUUGGCUAAAUUUGUUUCAAUAAACAGAUCUAUUCUGCGUGCCUAUGCCCAUGAUGACGUGAGUGCUGGAUCCUGGUUUAUUGGGCUUGAUGUGAAGCACGUUGACGAGGCAAACUUUUGUUGCUCAUCCUGGUCGACAGGAGCAAUUUGUGCAGGUGUUUGAGUUGGUUCUAGUGCAUUCUCGUGAGAAGACUACCAAUUGUUAGAAGGUUUGACUUCCUAAGAUCUUUUUAUCUCUACUGGAAACUGAGUGAUUCCUGGAGAUGUCUGUUGUAAAGUUGCUUCUAGACUUCUAAGUCUAUCGGGCAAUAUAGUUCCAUUAAAUUGUACAGUUUGUCAAUUGGUGGGUUGAAAGUUUAAUAGCAAUUAUUACUAAAGGCAUGCAAGAUAGCACAGCAAUUAAAAAUUUAGUUUUCCACCUAUAAGUUGGUUUCUAUCAUUCUAUGGUUCUUUCAUUCAUUCAUGGGCGUAGUGGAAGAUGGUCUUCUCUUGGUGGAAGAACUUACAAAAAUGUAUUAGUGAAAAUAUUUAUAGGAGUGACAUGGUGGCCAAUCAUCUUUUCUUUUGCAGUAAAGGGGACUUUGUAUGUGUACAGUCAGUA
Messenger RNA from Gastrolobium bilobum, 1637 nucleotides. RefSeq names its product hydroxyproline O-galactosyltransferase HPGT1. The record is from RefSeq and is a predicted model, not a curated record. Gene Ontology annotation, molecular function: hexosyltransferase activity. Bases 171 to 1199 code for a protein of 342 amino acids. Gene Ontology annotation, cellular component: Golgi membrane. Lineage: Eukaryota; Viridiplantae; Streptophyta; Magnoliopsida; Fabales; Fabaceae. The transcript has 12 exons.